Messenger RNA from Telopea speciosissima, 544 nucleotides. Its product is annotated as frataxin, mitochondrial-like. The transcript is spliced from 5 exons. Gene Ontology annotation, cellular component: mitochondrion. The annotation marks the transcript as partial. NCBI's taxonomy places the organism in Eukaryota, Viridiplantae, Streptophyta, Magnoliopsida, Proteales, Proteaceae. The record is from RefSeq and is a predicted model, not a curated record. Gene Ontology annotation, molecular function: ferroxidase activity; iron chaperone activity; ferrous iron binding. Gene Ontology annotation, biological process: iron incorporation into metallo-sulfur cluster; intracellular iron ion homeostasis.
UCUGUGAAUCUCGACGAUGCUCAAGGACCUGCUGCGAUAGAUUAUCGUUCUCUUUUUGAGGAGGAUAAGUUUCACUGCUUGGCUGAUGCUACAAUACAUGAUUUGCAAGAGAAAUUGGAGGAAUAUAGUGAUGACAUCCAAAUUGAUGGUUUUGACAUUGACUAUGCGAAUCAGGUGUUAACAUUUAAUCUUGGGAAUUUGGGUACCUAUGUGUUAAACAAGCAAACACCAAAUAGACAGAUUUGGUUGUCUUCUCCAGUGAGUGGUCCAUCUAGGUUUGAUUGGGACAUCAGUAGGCAAUCUUGGAUUUAUAGGCGAACUAAAGCAAAUUUAUUACAACUUUUGGAAAAUGAAUUGGAACAACUUUGUGGUAAACCUAUAUCUCUUUCAUAAAUUCUUGUAAAUGCCACUACUUUAGUGGCACUGACUUUGGAUGUUGGAUUUAUGCUUGGUUACUUGAUUUCAUUGGGUCAAAUCCAUGAAUGUUGUUUUAUCAAUGUCUUGCUCACUUUUUUGACUGGAGCUUGAAUAGCUAGUUUUCACA